Molecule: messenger RNA, 1879 nt
Organism: Dermacentor andersoni
Lineage: Eukaryota; Metazoa; Arthropoda; Arachnida; Ixodida; Ixodidae
Product: monocarboxylate transporter 9-like
Biological process (GO): transmembrane transport
Molecular function (GO): monocarboxylic acid transmembrane transporter activity
Source: RefSeq, a predicted model, not a curated record
GGCGGCGGCCCGGCUGUCGUCAGUGCCACACGGCGAGACGCGGGGAAGCCCAACUCGGCAGGGAUGCUGCUGACCGUCCGCCACCAUGGACAAACAGCCGGCCAAACAGAGGGAGGAGGAGAACGGCCAGUGGCUGAUCGCCUUCUCGUGCGCCUGGAUGAACUUCUUCCACCGCGGACUGAUCCGAGGCACGGCCGUCGUCUACGUGCAGCUCAUCCAGACAUUCGGCAUCACGCGGGAAGAGGCCGCUCUGCCCCUCAGCCUCGUCUCCGUCAUCGGGGGAUGCUCGAGUCUCUCGGUGGGGUUACUGACACACUACCUGAAUGACCGCAUCCUGGUGGUCUUGGCGACGCUCACCUCGGCCACGGGUUUGGUGCUCUGCUACACGGCCACCAGCAUGGUGCAGAUUAACUUCUACUACAGCAUCAGCCAAGGUCUCGGGACUGGCCUGGUCUUCACAUUGACGGCAGUGAUCCUGAACAACGUGUUCAAGAAGAACCGGGCCACGGCGUCCGGCAUCAACCUGUCGGGCCCCACGCUGGUGGCACUGGUGUUCCCGCUCCUGUUCCAGUACUGCGCGCGCACGUACGGCUUGCGCGGAGCAUUCCUCAUCUCGAGUGGUUUCACGCUGAACGCGCUGCCUGCCGCGUUCUUGCUGAGCGGCAGUCUGCGCGAUCCGCCGCCGCCAGAGGAGCCCGAGAUCGUCAACAACCCGCGCUACGACUGCGAGGUCAACAUAACUGGCAGCACUUUCACCUUGGCCGACAUCUCGGGAAGCACUUCGGACAUCGCGAGCAAAGCCAGGAACGCUGCCCGCCAUGGAGGCAACUCCGUCGAGAAGGAGAAGCUUCUUGACGCGAAAGACAGCGGGAACAACAACGAGCAACUCCCUCCGAGCAAGCGCCAAGGCCCGGAACGACGCAGGUCAGACGAGGUGAAACUCACGUGCAACCUGAGUGGCGCCGCUUGCGUAAUACCCGCCAAGAACCUCAAGGAACCGCUCGGCACGCAAAGACCCCAUGGUGUGGAUGCGAGCCGGUGUGCCCAGGAACGCACGUUCGCCGAUCGUUCAUGCAGCCUUCCUUUGGCUAAGGGAACGCUGCCAAAGGUCCGCAUCUCCAAGUUCGCCAAUGCAGUGUCCAUGUUCAAGGUGCUACUCUGCUCGCCCUACUUUCUGCUCGUCUGCCUCUCCCAAGUGUCACACGUCUUCAAUCAUGGCACAUUCAUCACCAUCAUCAUCGACUAUGCCAAAGACAAUGGCAUACCACCUGAAGAAGGCAUUUACAUACUUUUGGCCAAUUCGGCAGGCGACCUCGUCGGCCGGCUGGGGCUGGGCUGGAUCUCGGACAAGAAGCUGAUCGAGCGUCGCAAAGUGAUGCUGCUCAACUACCUGCUCACGGGAAUCCUGAUGCACUUGGCACCACUGUGCACCACGUACGCCUCGGUGACGGCCAUCGCUGUGGCCAUGGCCCUGGCCGGUGGCAGCACCAUCACCCUGUUCUCGGUGCUGUUCUUCGAGUACCUCGGCAUACGGCUCAUGCCGCUCGCGUACGGACUGAGCAACUUCGCGGCCGGAAACGCCAACUUCUUUAGGCCUAGACUGAUCGGUUAUUAUCGAGACUCGCACGGAAAGUACGAUGGCUUGUUCCAGCUGCUGGGAAGCUUCCAACUGUUUGUCUCUUUCCUAUGGCUGCUGUCAUGUGUCUUCGAAAAGUUCAAGCACUCGAGAGACGCUCCAAAAGAACAGCCGGACGACGCCAUGUGAAUCGUGUCUUAAGCAGCUGUAAGACGUUGGGGCCAAUCUGAGUCCACCUGCAAAUGAAGUCCGACUGGACGCUCCUGAACAGGCUUUGUCGAAUGAAAACAAACCAGCUGACCA